This is a messenger RNA of Megachile rotundata (alfalfa leafcutting bee), 2096 nucleotides long. RefSeq names its product solute carrier family 36 member pathetic (gene path). Gene Ontology annotation, molecular function: L-amino acid transmembrane transporter activity. Gene Ontology annotation, biological process: amino acid transmembrane transport. Lineage: Eukaryota; Metazoa; Arthropoda; Insecta; Hymenoptera; Megachilidae. The record is from RefSeq and is a predicted model, not a curated record. Gene Ontology annotation, cellular component: vacuolar membrane.
CGUCCGUAACGGCAGUCUCUUUUUGUCGGUCGAUGUUCGCGGCGGUAUACGCCGGUACGUGUGGUAGGAACUGUUGGACGCUUCGUGAAUUUUGUUGUGUUAUAUUCACGUUGCGAUUAGUUUGUUAAUUACCGCGACACUGUGCGUACCGGCGUUUGCCAGAAAUGAAGUAACGUCAAGCGACAGGAUUCAUCCGCACGCGUCACGCUUUUCUUCUGUACCAUAAAACCCAACUUAUACUCACCUAACGACAGGUGGAACAAUUUAGAAACGUUGCAAAACAAAAAGUCUCAAAAUGGAUAACAAAGUACCGACGGAGAUGGACACCUUCUUACCCCAAGAUGGGUCCAAUCCAAAAGAUGGGGUAUUAACCAAAUACAAAGUGCAAGUUGCUUCACGAGACGUGGAAACUGGCCAGGGUGAUGGAAAAACGUUUGAUCCCUUCAGCGAACGAAGAGUAGAUAACCCGACGACUGACUGCGACACGUUAACGCAUUUACUAAAAGCCUCGCUUGGAACAGGCAUACUGUCUAUGCCAGUUGCGUUCAAGAACGCGGGUCUUCUCCUUGGUGUGUUUUCCACGAUCUUGGUAGCAUUUGUAUGCACACACUGUGCAUAUAUCUUGGUAAAAUGUGCACACGUCCUUUAUUACAAAACAAGGCGUUCAGAGAUGAGCUUUGCCGACGUAGCAGAAGCUGCGUUUUCUACGGGACCACAAUGGGGAAGAAAGUUUGCAAAGCCAAUUAGGUAUCUUAUACAAAUUAGUUUAUUCGCAACGUACUUCGGCACCUGCAGCGUGUACACCGUCAUCGUUGCUACGAACUUCAACCAAAUUAUUCAUCACUAUAAAGAUGCGGAGACUCCGGACUUCAGUUUGCGAUUGAUGAUCGCUUGUUUAUUGAUCCCGAUGAUACUUCUCAGUUAUGUACCCAAUCUGAAGUAUCUUGCACCUGUUUCUAUGGUUGCCAAUAUCUUCAUGGGAACAGGACUAGGAAUAACCUUUUACUACUUGGUUUGGGAUCUCCCCUCUUUCAACUCUGUGCCUUUAUUUGCGUCCAUAGAGGAUUUCCCAAAAUUCUUCAGCAUUACUAUUUUUGCAAUGGAAGCAAUAGGUGUUGUAAUGCCACUGGAGAAUAAUAUGAAAACACCGCAACAUUUUGUUGGAAUCUGUGGUGUUCUUAAUAAAGGAAUGUCUGGAGUUACGUUGAUAUAUAUUUUGUUGGGAUUCUUAGGAUACCUAAAGUAUGGUAUUCGAACUGAGGACACUAUCACGUUGAAUUUACCAAUGGAAGAAAUACCAGCCCAAGUUGUACAAAUUUUAAUAGCACUUGCAGUUUACUGUACAUUCGGUUUGCAGUUUUAUGUGUGCCUUGAUAUUGCAUGGAACGGUAUCAAAGACCGAUUCCAGAAGAAACCGUUAUUAGCAAACUAUAUUUUGAGAACAGUAAUAGUUACAGGAGCAGUUUUACUGGCCGUGAUUGUACCAACUAUCGGACCUUUUAUCGGUCUAAUUGGUGCAUUCUGUUUUUCGAUAUUGGGACUUUUAAUUCCCGUGUUUAUCGAAACAGUAACAUAUUGGGACGUUGGUUUUGGAGCAGGAAAUUGGGUAGCGCUAAAGAACAUCAUCAUAUGUAUUAUUGGUUUCAUGGCUUUAGUAUUUGGAUCUCGCAGUUCAUUAAUACAAAUCGUAGCGCUGUACAGUUAAAAAUUACUUUUGUCAAUAAUAGAUUAGUAGAUAUUCCAAUGUUCCAAACUGUAAAAUGUUUGGAUGCCGUUUUUUAACAGAUUUUAAUGCAAUAAAUUUCUGAACUUUUAUAUUUUAUAAAGACAAUCAUAAAAGUGAAGAAAGUUUUAUAAACGAGAAACACUAAUUAUAAUAAUUUGUUUUAAGAAUGAAUACAAUGCAGAAUAUACAGAAGUUUAUAUCACAAAUUUGAAUGCCAUGUACGCGAUUGCUAGAAGUAUUUCAGUAAAAUGAGAAGAAAGUAUUUAUUAUACCAAUGUUUCAAAUGCUGUGCAAAUGAAAAUAUCAAAAAUAAAUUCUUCUAAGAACAAUAAACCGAUGAAUCGAUAUUCGGUACAAACGAUAAUUUAAA